AUGAAUGACAAUCUUGAUUUUUCAUUUGAUUUGUUUGAAUUCUAAGGAUUUCUAGGUUAAGGAUCAUUUGGAACUGUAUUAAAAGCAUUAAAUAAAGAGACACAACAAUUAGUGGCAGUCAAAGUAAUUGUGAAUGUCCUAACUUAUUCUAGGUUAUAAAGAAGAAAUCUUUAUUGCAAUUAGAAUAACUAUUAUAAGAGGCUCAAAUUUUAUAAGAGUUAUCACAUCCUAACAUUGUGAAGUUUUUUGGAGUACAUGAGACUGAAUCUAGGAUACUUAUUGAAAUGGAACUAAUAUAGGGAGGUAUAUUGAAUGAAUUUAUUAAUAGGAUCUUUAAGUUCCAUUUAAAAGUGUUCUGAAGAAUAGAUUAAAUACAUAAUGUAUUAAAUAUUCAAUGCUUUAUAAUAUAUGCAUAACAAUAAUAUUGCUCAUAGAGACCUUAAGCCAGAAAAUAUAUUAGUCACUCAUGAUUUGAGUCUUCUUAAAGUAACUGAUUUUGGAUUAAGUACAGGAUAUGCAUCUUUAAUGACUAAAUAAUGUGGAACUCUCAUAUAUAUGGCACCUGAAUAAUUAAAUAAUAAGAUAUACAAUAAAGCCAUUGAUAUAUGGGCAGCUGGUGUGAUUAUGUAUCAACUUAUUGUUGGAUAACAUCCAUAUUAUCAGAAAGGUUGUGAUUUAACUUAAUCAUAAUUAUAAAUGCAUGAAUAAUGCAAAUCGUAUCUUAAUGAGUAAUAUUGACAUAAUUAAUCUAGAGUAUGUAAUAUAGUCUAUUUCGAAGAUUAACAGAAAUAAAUCCAACUAAAAGAUAUAGUGCUACAUAAGCAUUAUUACAUCCAUGGUUUAAUUGUGGAAAUGAUGAACCAUUAACAAUGGAGGAAGAAUUUAAUAAAUGGAAAUUAUCAUAAAAAUUACAUAAAUUAAUUCUAGCUUUAAUGAUUUUAAAUAAGAUAGGAUAUAAAAAAUAUUUAAUCAAUAAAGAAUUUUAUGAUUAAAUGUCAAAGAAGAUUAAUUAAAUAAAAAAGUAAGAUUUUUUAUUAGGAAAUUAUGAUUAAUUAUUUGCAGAUUAUUAAAAAUCUUUAACUGAAGAUUAGAAAAGUAAAAUCUCUUGUGCUUCUAAUAAAAUGGAUUAAAAUACUCGAAUUGAUUAACAUACUACUAUAGAUUCAACAAAAUAAUCACAUUCAACUAUUCUUUAAUCUUCUAAAUUAUUAUUACCUUUUUCCUCUAAAUAACCAAUUAGAGUAGUUAAUUUGAAUUUAUAAAAUUAAACACCUAUUGUAAUUGAAGAUAUAGAAUAAGAAUAAAUGAUGAGAUUAUCUGUUCAUAGAAAUAAAGAUAAAUAAGAAAAACCUAUAAUUAGAUAAUAAUUAAUGAUGUAAUCAACUAAACUAAAUUAACCUACAGAAGAUAAUCUAUAAUUAAUUUAAGAUAUUAAAAUAACACAUUAAUAAAAUAGUGAAAAAUAAUUUGAAUAAUCAAUUACUCCAAGUCCAACUAAAUCUCCAUAAACUUUAAAAAAAAGAAGAGUUAAAAAAUCAUAAUUAAAAUAGUAUUUGAAUGAUGAUAUUAUGUAAACCAAUUAUUAAUAGAUGUAAAAUGUAAUCUAAGUAACAUAAUAAGAGUAUAAUAAUAAUAAUAUUAGAUAAUAAUCUCCAUUAACUAAAAAUACAUUUAAAAUAUAAUUAAAACCUUUAAAUCAUCUUCCUAUGAUGACUAAUUCUUAACAUAAUAAUCCAAAUCCCUCAUUACGUCCUCGAAAUUAAAAGUUAUCUGUGGAUAGAGAAUUUUAUGCCCCUCCAAUUUUGGAUCUAAGCAAUUUAGCUUUAGAAUGCAUGAGUCCUAAAUAGCGUUAAACUAGAGCAAUCAGUUUAAAUAGUUAAAGAAGAGUUUAUGCUAAUGAAUUUCAACCUUAUAGAGUAUUAGGUGUUAUUGGUAGAAAUAAUCAGGAUUCUUUUAAUAUAAAAUGA
Paramecium pentaurelia is the source of this 1967-nucleotide messenger RNA. The record is from the annotation of a GenBank genome assembly. Lineage: Eukaryota; Ciliophora; Oligohymenophorea; Peniculida; Parameciidae.